AUGGAGCAGCCACGAAUCGGCGCAUGCAGCACUGCUUUCCUUGAGAUUCCUGCAGGAAUGCUAGAUGACAAGUCUGGCGAUAUAAUUGGGAAAGCAAUGGAGGAAAUCCAAGAAGAGACGGGCCUGAAGGUCAGGAAAGAGGAGUUGAUUGACCUGACCGCAAUGGCCCUUCAGCAGGCUCAAACGAAAGAGCACCUUCAACCAGCUGUGUACAUGAGCCCUGCAAAUCUCGACGAAUACAUCCCGCUGCUGUUGUGGGAGAAAGAUCUGGACCGGAAGGAGAUCGAGGCUCUGAAGGGGAAGUUGACGGGCGAACGUGCGAAGGACGAGUUGAUCACUUUGCGCGUCCGCGAUUACGAAGUGCUCUGGAAAGAGGGCGCAAGAGAUGCUAAAACGCUCUGUGCGUGGGCGCUGUACGAAGGAUUGAACGGGGCCGGAAAGAUUGAAGAGCAAUUACGGCAAAUUCGCAUAUUCGGACACACGGAUGACUCACAGGGGAGAAGAUAUCUCCCCUAA
Alternaria ethzedia is the source of this 516-nucleotide messenger RNA. RefSeq lists its product as uncharacterized. Lineage: Eukaryota; Fungi; Ascomycota; Dothideomycetes; Pleosporales; Pleosporaceae. The record is from RefSeq and is a predicted model, not a curated record. Gene Ontology annotation, molecular function: ADP-glucose pyrophosphatase activity; ADP-ribose pyrophosphatase activity. The transcript is spliced from 2 exons. The coding region runs from base 1 to 516 and encodes 171 amino acids. Gene Ontology annotation, biological process: ribose phosphate metabolic process; nucleoside phosphate metabolic process.